Penicillium lagena is the source of this 648-nucleotide messenger RNA. Its product is annotated as Bromodomain associated domain protein. The transcript has a single exon. NCBI's taxonomy places the organism in Eukaryota, Fungi, Ascomycota, Eurotiomycetes, Eurotiales, Aspergillaceae. Gene Ontology annotation, molecular function: protein heterodimerization activity. The record is from RefSeq and is a predicted model, not a curated record. The coding region runs from base 1 to 648 and encodes 215 amino acids.
AUGUCCGGUCCCAACCUCCAUAAUGCGCUCCUCCGUCCGCCCAUCAUCCAGAUCCUCCGUGCCCAGGGCUUCCAUUCAACGCGACCCUCCGUCCUGGAGACACUGUCUGAUCUGACAGCACGAUACAUGAUGAUUCUCGCUUCGUCAACCGCUUCACAUGCAGCCAACGCCCACCCACAAGACCCAUCCCCAGUCCUCGAAGACAUCUACCAAGCCUUGCAAGAUGCGGGCGCACUACGACCGCAACUGCGCGAGUGGGAAGAAAGCUGGGCCGGCGAGGAAGACAUGCGCGGGCUAGAAUCGCUCUUGAACUGGAUCACGGGCCCAACGCACCGCGAGAUUCGACGCAUCGCGGGUUUCGUCCCUAGUGAAGGCGACAUGGUCGACCCGGACGCGAUCGCGAAGGAGGACUUUUUGACGGCGCUGAAGAAGAAGCACAGCAAAACUGGUGAAGAGUCUCGGUAUGCGGGGACUGUGCUGGGCAAGAGUGCUGAGGAGCAUCCUGUUAUCAUCGAGGGUGGUGCGCCCAGUAUUCGGGAGUGGAGCGCACAGAUGAAGGCACGCAGCCCAAAUUUGAUGGACAAUUACUCUUCGGGUAUCAGCAGUGCUCCCAGCAAUCUAUCAGAUGAGGAUGGCUUGGAUGUGUGA